Molecule: messenger RNA, 2231 nt
Organism: Rosa rugosa (rugosa rose)
Lineage: Eukaryota; Viridiplantae; Streptophyta; Magnoliopsida; Rosales; Rosaceae
Product: SUN domain-containing protein 4
Exons: 5
Coding region: 382-2172 (596 amino acids)
Biological process (GO): protein folding in endoplasmic reticulum
Cellular component (GO): cytoplasm; membrane
Source: RefSeq, a predicted model, not a curated record
UGAAAUAGAAAAACGGAGGAGAGAGAGAGAUUCGGCCAAAAGCAAAACCGUUACAAAAUUAGGAGAAGAAAGCGACACAGAGACAAACAUACAAGAGUGGAGAGACGAAGAUGAUGAAGAAGAAGACCAUUAUAAAAAGGGAGUCUACGUUUAAACCCCAACCCAACUCCUACUCCAACAACAACAACGCGGACAAUCUCCUUAAACUACGUCGUAUUAACGCUAAUCUUGUCCUUGCUCUCUUCUACGAUGUCCUGAUUUGCUGAUCUCCCUUUUUCUUCUUCUUUGGUGGUCAUCAUUUCAAUACUCUUAGAUUCAUUCAUACAGGGUACUGAUUCCUCUAUUUUUCCAGAGGUCAGCAGAGGAUUGGAUUGAUGUGCAAUGCAGAGGUCGCGUAGAGCUCUUCUGCAUAGAAGAGCUUUGGAAAAGGUCAUCACCGGAAGGAGCCGCUUGUAUAAGGUGUCUCUAUCUUUAGUUUUUGCUCUGUGGGGGUUUGUCUUCCUUAUCAGCUUAUGGUUUAGUCGUGGUGACGGACACAGAGAUGGAUACGCAGCAUCUCCAGUUGGAUUAUCAACUUGGAAUGAAACUAAGCUGGAUCGUGAUGGACACACUGAUUCUGUAGAACUACAAAAGCAAGAAGAUUUAGUCUACUCUUCUGAAGGUGUGUGCACAAAUGGUGUUGAAACUAGUAGUUUAAAUGGUGAACUACUUAGUGAAGGAAAUAGACAUCAGGCCACAACAGAAGGAAGUGCAAUUUAUAACUCGGCCGUAGCUGAGCAACCUGAAUUGGAGAAAUCUAGUUCAGGCGUGAAACAUGAAAUUGAUGCUCCAAAAAAUGGCCGCCUGCCUCGUGCUGUGCCUCUUGGUCUGGAUGAAUUCAAGAGCAAAACAUUUAGUUCAAAAAUUAAAUCUGUAAUUGGUCAGGCUGGAGGCAUAAAACAUAGAGUGGAGCCUGGUGGUACAGAGUACAAUUACGCUUCAGCUGCAAAGGGAGCCAAGGUCUUGGCUUUUAACAAGGAAGCCAAGGGUGCCUCUAAUAUCAUAAGCAGAGACAAGGACAAGUACCUUCGCAAUCCAUGUUCUGCAGAAGAAAAGUUUGUUGAUAUAGAACUUUCAGAAGAAACCUUGGUAGACACAAUCAAAAUAGGUAAUCUUGAACACUAUUCAUCUAAUUUAAGGGAUUUUGAGCUGCUUGGCAGUUUGGUUUAUCCAACAGAUGAAUGGGUUAAGCUUGGGAAUUUCACUGCAGCAAAUAUUAAGCUUGCGCAAAGAUUUGAUCUUGAGGAACCUAAGUGGGUGAGAUAUAUAAGGUUAAAGCUUUUAAACCAUUAUGGUUCAGAGUUCUAUUGCACAGUCAGUGUUAUUGAAAUUUAUGGAAUUGAUGCUGUUGAGCGAAUGCUUGAGGAUUUAAUUUCUGUUGAAAGCGGCGCAUAUGUUUCUAAUGGAGUAACUGUUGACCAGAAACCUGUGACCUCCCACCCAGAUUCCCCUGAGGGUGAUGAUUUUUUUAAUAUUGAUAAAGAAAUGGAACCUCAAGCUGCAGUUGAAAACUCUAAUGUGAACAAUGAAAUAAUCAAGAGUGAUGUGCCUGAUCCUAUCAAAGAAGCACUUCAUCAACAAGGUAGCAGGAUGCCUGGGGAUACUGUUCUUAAGAUACUAAUGCAGAAAGUCCGUUCAUUGGAUUUUAGUUUAUCACUACUUGAGCGAUACCUUGAGGAAUCAAAUUCAAGAUACGGCAGCAUUUUCAAAGAAUUCGAGACAGAUAUGGAAGAGAAAGAGUUAGAUUUACAGAAGAUCAAAGAAAACAUGAGGAAUCUCUUAGAAAGCCAGGAAGUAAUUGCUAAAGAUGUAAACAAUCUCAUGUCUUGGCAGUCCCUUGUCUCUGUGCAAUUGGAUAAUUUAGUCAGGGAUAACGCUAUCCUCAGGUCUGAGGUUGAAAAGGUCAGGGAGAAGCAGAUAUCUGUAGAUAAUAAGGGUGUUGUAAUAUUUCUAGUCUGUGUACUUUUCUCAUUGUUGGCCCUUGCGAGGCUUUUUAUAGAUAUUGUGGGUAGUGUUUAUAGUGCAUUCAGUGUUCAUACAACAGAGAAAUCCAGGAAAUUUUGUUUGAUGAGCUCUUCCUGGGUUUCCUUACUAGUGAGCUGUAUCCUUGUCCUAUUUAUAUUAUCUGUAUAAUCAUGGCAACUUCUCUCUUUUCUUCUGAUAAAAUAUAGUGGUAACAUAUCUUGGUGCUA